Molecule: messenger RNA, 4137 nt
Organism: Centrocercus urophasianus (Greater sage-grouse)
Lineage: Eukaryota; Metazoa; Chordata; Aves; Galliformes; Phasianidae
Gene: PHLDB1
Product: pleckstrin homology like domain family B member 1
Biological process (GO): regulation of microtubule cytoskeleton organization
Cellular component (GO): basal cortex
Molecular function (GO): protein binding
Source: RefSeq, a predicted model, not a curated record
CUGCAGGCGGAGGGCCGGGGGCUGGCGGGCGUCUCCUCUACGGGAACCGCCCGUGCCUGACAUCACCAGGCGCCUCCGUGCGAACACAAUGGAGGCUCCCAGCAGGACCACCACCAGCCCAACCCGCAGGGUGCAGACCAUCAUCCAGAACAGCCCCCUGGACCUGAUAGACACAGGCAAAGGGCUGAAGGUGCAGACAGAGAAGCCGCAUUUGGUGAGCCUGGGCAGCGGCCGCCUCAGCACUGCUAUCACACUGCUGCCGCUGGAGGAAGGGAGGACCACAAUUGGCACGGCUGCAAAGGACAUCGUCCUGCAGGGCCCUGGCCUGGCACCCGAGCACUGCUACAUCGAGAACGUGCGAGGGACGCUCACCCUGCACCCCUGCAACAAUGCCUGCACCAUCGACGGUGUGAUGAUCCAGCGGCCCACACGCCUCACUCAAGGGUGCACCAUCUGCCUGGGCCAGGCGACCUUCCUCCGCUUCAACCACCCCGCUGAAGCCAAGUGGAUGAAGAGCAUGAUCCCAGCAGGAGGAAGGAGCCCCGCGGCUCUUUAUGGACUGCCAGCAAAGCCCGAAGCCCUGGUGAAUGGCAGCCGCCAGCUGCCGGCACGGGAGCCCAGCCACAACUCCCUGGUGAGCUCCAUCGAGAAGGACUUGCAGGACAUCAUGGACUCGCUGGUGCUGGAGGAUCCGGCGUCCCCCAGCAAGAAGCCGCCGUCCCGCGGGCAGUCCCCGCUCUGCGCCAUGGUGAACGGGGGUGGGCGCUGCCUCCUGUCCCCUCCGCUGAGCCCCGGUGCCGCCUCGGGGGGCUCCAGCUACGAGAACGCCUCGCCGCCCUUCUCCCCGCUCUCCUCGCCCGCCAGCAGCGGCGGCUACACGAGCCACUCGCCCAGCAGCCAGGAGCAGGGCCCGGCCGUGCCCCCCGUCGUGCCGCUCCGCUCCUCCAGCUACAACCACGCCGUGCAGCCCCCCCCCCAGCGCCCACCACCGCCACCCUACGGGGGCCCCAAUGACACUCGGUCGGCGGAGAGCCCCCGCGCCUGGCGGGGUGCCCUGGACAGCCCGGCGGUCCCACACCCACUCCAGGAGCACAGGGCGGGCAGUCCUCGUUCCCAGCCGCCCGGCAGUCCCCGGGCUGCCCCCCGGACAUUGGGCUCCUCGGUGCCGCGGGUUCGGGCAGCCCUGCAGGAGCGGCCGCCCAGCCCUUUCCGAGAGCCGAGGGACCCUCCCGCUCCCGGCCGGCAGCCCGCACCCAGGCUUCUCCCGGACGCCGUGGGACCGGCGCACGGCAGCCAGAGUGGCCGUGGGCUGCAGCCCCCCGAGAGCCCGCGGGCUGCCCGGAGGAACGUGGAGAGCAUGCGGGAGCUGCCGCCCCUCAGCCCGUCCUUAUCGCGCCGAGCCGCCAGCCCCCGGGCGGCCCUGGAUGCCCCGUCCCCUCAGCCCCGGCUGGGCAGGGAGGUCCCUGGAAGCCCCCGAACCAGGCGCAAGGGCCACGAGGAGCCGAGCCCCGCGGGCGGGAGGAGCAGCAGGGCCGGGAGCCCCUCGUCCCCGCUGUCGACGGAGCCGUCCGCACGCCGGCCCAGCUUCAGCUCCUGCCUCAGCCCCGCACACAGCCUGAGCUCCCUGGCCGUGCCUUCGCCCAGGCAGAGCCCCCGCGCCCAGAGGAAGCUGUCGGGGGACAUGCGGCUGCCGGCGGGCGUGCGGGAGCGUAAGAACAGCAUCACCGAGAUCAGCGACAACGAGGACGAUCUGCUGGAGUACCACCGGCGGCAGCGCGAGGAGCGGAUGCGGGAGCAGGAGAUGGAGCGCCUGGAGCGGCAGCGCCUGGAGACCAUCCUGAACCUCUGUGCUGAGUACACCAAGACAGACGGCUCUGAGCUGCUGCCUGGUCAUACGGAUGCUGGCCGGCGGGCACCAAGGGGCACAGCAGGGCUGGGCCGUGCUGCAGAGGAGCUGGGUGUGCUGCGGCAGAGGGAGAGCCUGGAGAGGUCGGAUGAAGAGAACCUGAAGGAAGAGUGCAGCAGCACCGAGAGCACACACCACGAGCACGAGGAACUGGCGGGCCCACGCGCCAAGGAGGCACAGCGGCUGGAAGAGGAGCGAGCCUGCGUGUUCGGCCGCCUGGAUGAGCUGAAAGGCCGUGUCAAGGAGCUGGAGCAGCAGCUGCAGGAGACAUCGCGAGAGGCAGAGAUGGAGAGGGCACUGCUGCAGGGCGAGCGGGAGUCAGAGGUGGCACGGCUGCAGCAGGAGCAGGAGGUGGUGCAGCAGCUGCAGGAGAAGCUCUCCGGCCUGGACGCCAGCAUCCGGAAGGAGCGGGACAAGGAAGCAGAGGCCCUGGAGACGGAAACCAAGCUCUUUGAGGACCUGGAGUUCCAGCAGCUGGAAAGGGAGAGCCGGCUGGAAGAGGAGCGUGAGACGCGGAGCCAGCAGCUCCUGCAGAGCAGGGCUGAGUACCACCGCAGCAUCGCCCGCAGGAAGGAGCGGGUGGCUGCACUGGAUGCUCAGGCUGCCCAGAUCCGGCUGCAAAGUGCCCAGGAGGCUGAACGCCUGGCCCAGGAGAGGAACGAUGUCCUGCGGCUCCUCCAGAAGGAGAAGGAGAAGCUUGCAUCUCUGGAGAGACGGUACCAGCUUGUCACAGGUGGCAGGAGCUUCCCAAAGAUGUCCUCAGCUCUCAAAGAGAUGGAGAAGCAGCUUCCAGGGGGCCCACUAUGGCUCCCGGCUCUUGAUUUAGAGAAGUGGUACCAGGAGGUCAUGGCUGGCUUUGAGACCUCAUCUCCUGUCUCUCCUCCUUCUUCCCCUCCUCCACUUCCAGCUAAAGCUUACUCUUCUCAAAAGCCUCUCCAGGUCUAUCGUGCCAAAAUGGAGGGUGACACUGGUGCCCUCACCCCUCGGAUGAAGAGUGGCACCCCGUCAUCCUCACAGCUCAACAUCUCCGUGCUGGGCCGCAGCCCCUCACCCAAGGGUCCCCUGCAUGCCCCGAGCCAUGCAGGCAGCCUGCCACGCAACCUGGCAGCCACACUGCAGGACAUCGAGACCAAACGCCAGCUGGCCCUGCAGCAGAAGGGUCAGCAGGUGAUUGAGGAGCAGAAGCGGCGCCUGGCAGAGCUGAAGCAGAAAGCAGCGGCCGAGGCUCAGUCGCAGUGGGAAGCCUUGCACGGGCAGCCCCCCUUCCCCCAAUCCUACCCUCCGCUCAUGCAUCACUCCAUCCUCCAUCACCACCACGCCCACGUUGCGGGCCCACGGGCCGAGGAGCUGGACCACGCAUAUGACACCCUCAGCCUGGAGAGCUCGGACAGCAUGGAGACCAGCAUCUCCACAGGCAACAACUCAGCCUGCUCACCUGAUAACAUGUCCAGUGCAAGCGGGAUGGACGCAGGGAAGAUAGAGGAGAUGGAAAAGAUGCUGAAGGAGGCACAUGCCGAGAAGUCCCGGCUCAUGGAGUCCCGGGAGCGGGAGAUGGAGCUGCGCCGGCAGGCACUGGAGGACGAGCGCCGGCGCCGGGAGCAGUUGGAGCGCCGGCUGCAGGAUGAGACGGCCCGCCGGCAGAAGCUGGUCGAGAAGGAGGUCAAGCUGCGGGAGAAACAUUUCUCACAGGCUCGGCCUCUGACGCGGUACCUCCCCAUCCGUAAGGAGGAUUUUGACCUGCGGCUGCACAUCGAGUCCUCGGGGCACAGCGUGGACACGUGCUAUCACGUCAUUCUGACAGAGAAGAUGUGCAAGGGCUACCUGGUCAAGAUGGGAGGCAAGAUCAAAUCUUGGAAGAAGCGCUGGUUCGUCUUUGACCGCAUGAAGCGCACCGUCUCCUACUACGUGGAUAAACACGAGACAAAGCUGAAAGGUGUCAUCUACUUCCAAGCCAUCGAAGAGGUGUACUACGACCACCUCCGGAGCGCCGCUAAGAGCCCCAACCCCGCGCUGACGUUCUGCGUGAAGACCCACGACCGCCUCUACUUCAUGGUGGCCCCGUCGGCCGAGGCCAUGCGCAUCUGGAUGGACGUCAUUGUCACGGGGGCCGAGGGAUACACGCAGUUCAUGAACUGAGGGCCGGGCUGGGCGAAGCCGGGCGGCACAGAGCUCUGCGGGCGCGGCCACGGGCGGGUUUUUUGUUUUUUAUGUUAACUUUUUAAAAACAAUUU